AUGUCAGUCUCCUUCCGCGACGCAUACACCACCCACGGCGUCGACAACUACUACACCCUCGUCGCAAACACCUACAAAAACCCCCACGAACCCGGCGUCCAAAAAGCCCUCCGCAAAAUCCUCGAAUCAAUAGUCCCAGUCGACCCCCUCAAGCCCUACUACCGCCUCCUCGACCUCGCCGCCGGCUCCGGCGAAGCCACCCUCGCCGCCGCCCACUGGUUCUCCACACGGCGCCCGUCCUACCGUCUCCUCAUCUCCGCGCACGACCCCUUCACCGCCUCCCUCUACACCACGCGCACGGGCGGGCGGCCAUGCGGGACGCAAUCGUUCCGCGACAUCCAGACAGGCGGACUAGAGGUGUCGCCCGGGAGGAGUAGCAGCAAGAAUGAUGUUGUUGUGUGCUCGUUUGCGCUGCACCUAUGUCCGGCGAGCGAGGUGUGGGGGCUGCUGUAUACGCUGAGCUGCGAGUGCCGGUGGCUGGUGGUGCUGGCGCCGCAUAAGCGGCCGGAGGUGGGGAGUGAGCACGGAUGGGAGAGGAUGGGGAGGGAGGUGUGUGUGGAGAGGGUGAGGGGGAGGUUGUUUCGGAGUUUGAACUUUGAGGAUGUGGAGGAGGUGGAGGUUGAGGCGGAGGUUGGGGAAGGAAGAGGGGAAGGAGGAGAAGGCGGUGGUGGAAGAGGAAGGGCAGAGAAGGAGGGAGCGGAGAAGGAAGAGGUAAAGAAGGAAGACGCAGUCGUAGCUGAGGGCGAAGAGAAGAAGCAAGAGGUAAAAACAAAAGAUGUAGAAGCAGCAACUAACGAACCCCAAGACAAAAAAGAGGAGGUGGUCGAAAACACAGCAAAUUAA
This is a messenger RNA of Morchella sextelata, 843 nucleotides long. RefSeq lists its product as uncharacterized. The coding region runs from base 1 to 843 and encodes 280 amino acids. The record is from RefSeq and is a predicted model, not a curated record. Lineage: Eukaryota; Fungi; Ascomycota; Pezizomycetes; Pezizales; Morchellaceae. The transcript is spliced from 2 exons.